Molecule: messenger RNA, 708 nt
Organism: Cajanus cajan (pigeon pea)
Lineage: Eukaryota; Viridiplantae; Streptophyta; Magnoliopsida; Fabales; Fabaceae
Source: RefSeq, a predicted model, not a curated record
AUGGAGUCGUUAACUGUUCCAGUCACUGUUUACUAUGAUGGACAAAUUGUCUCCACUGAGCAUGGAGAUACAUUUGUUAGCAACGAGGUUAAAACCCUACUGACGCACAGUUUCAGUGGCUUAGGAAACAGGAAACAGGGAAUCAGUUCAGUGGCUCAGGGAAUCAGUUUGACCAAAAAAACAAUGUCUCGUAAAAGAGUUAAUUCGGGACCCAUUGAUGAUUCUUUAUUGACUAUGCAAUCAAUUCAUGUGUCUGAGCACGUAUGGAAUGGUGAGGCUGAUAGAGUUCUUCGUAUUAGAAGAGCUACCAAAAGUGGUCAUCGAGAUGGGUCAAUUCUCAAAGAAUUAAGACCAUAUCUUGCACGAUCAGGGAUGCUUGGAGUGGCUGAAAUCUCAUACUUUCCUAUUGACCACCAGUUAAUUUCAGCAUUAGUUGAGAGAUGGAGGCCAGAGACACACACUUUUCAUAUGACAUUUGGAGAGUGUACAAUUACAUUGGAAGAUGUUUCUGUUUUGUUAGGUCUAAAGGUACAUGGAGACCCAAUUACUGGUUGUUCGACAUAUAAUUGGGUCCCACUUGUUCAAGAUUUGUUUGGAAUAACACCACCAGCAAAUGCAAUUAAAGGUGGAAGGCUGAAGAUGAGCUGGGUUGAUGAACAUUUUUUUGAUAUUUCGAUGCAUGUGCAUAGCAUUGAACAAAUGGAAUGA